AUGAGGACGCUCGAUGAAGCCCAGAAACGAUGGACCGAGACAUUAAAACAUGCUGGGAAUCUGUCAGACUUGCAAAAUGCAGUCAGAUAUAACGGGCCUUCCAGUCCGUGCAUUUCGGGACUCCGAUCAAUUUGUUGGAAGGCAUUCUUGCUGAUGCCAGACAUUCCAUCAUCGGACUGGGUGCCUCAGCUUGCCGAAUCGCGAAGUUUCUAUUUAGAAAGACGAGAUCACUUCUUGAAGUUCAUCAAGCACCCCGAGGAGCUGGCCCAAGUCGCCAUUGAUCCGUUGACGGACGAUCCAAAGUCACCGUGGAAUACUGUUCGACAGGACGAGAUAAUUAGGGCCGAGAUUGCACAAGACGUUCGCCGAUUGCCAGAUGAGCCAUUCUAUCAAGAGGAGCAGACGCAGACAAUGAUUAUUGAUGCAUUGUUCGUGUAUUGUAAGCUCCAUCCCAAUAGUGGUGGGUAUCGUCAGGGUAUGCAUGAACUUCUUGCGCCCAUCCUCUUUGUUGUUAACAAGGACGCACUUGAUGCCGCGGCUAUCUCGCCCAUUGGCACCAAUGUCGAUACGAAAAUGCUAGCCAUGCUAGACUCUCUGUACGUUGAGCAUGACGCCUUUGCCUUAUUCUCUAAGAUCAUGGAAAGGGCAAGGGCGUUCUAUGAAGUCCAAGACUCGAUCUCAAGGGCAGCGAUGUCGUCUGCUUCCAAAGACCGGGUGGAAACAUCGGCCAUUGUCGAGAAGAGCAAGCACAUACAUGAGGUUUGUUUGGCCAAGGUCGAUCCUGAGCUGGCGAACCAUCUCAAAGACAUUGAAAUUCUGCCACAAAUCUUCCUAAUCCGUUGGAUUCGUCUCCUCUUUGGACGGGAGUUUCCCUUUGAUGAAACGCUCGUGCUGUGGGAUACCCUCUUCGCGGUCGAUCCGUCUCUCAGUCUGAUCGAUCUAAUUUGCGUCGCUAUGCUUCUUCGCAUCCGCUGGAGUUUGCUCGAGGCGGACUACUCCGUUUGUUUGCAACUGCUUCUCAAGUACCCGGCACCGGAAGCUCCACACGGGCCGUAUACAUUUGUGGAUGAUGCGAUGUAUCUGAAGACACACCUCAAUGUCUCAGGCGGCGUUUCGCUCCUCUUGAAAUACACCGGGAAAAUGCCCAGUACAACACAAUCUGCUAGCAAUUCGAGGCCCACGACACCAAUGGGCCAAGCUUUCUCAUCCUUCAGAAAUCGGACCAAGGGUGGCCAGUCACCAAUUCCGUCUGCGAGUAGGUUUAUUCAACAGCAAGGUGGCGUGGAAGCACUUUUUCAAGGCGCAGCCAAAAGCGUUUUGGAGCGAGGCGAGAAACUUGGCAUCAACCAAGCAGUACGAGACGCCAUGGGCGAUAUCAAGAGAAACAUGCAAGGGCUGAACGAAGUACGCUAUCCUCCUCGGAUGGCAAGGCAACUGCUUGGCGAUGACUCGGCAGCCCAGGCCAUCGCUGCCAUUGAGCAACGGAAUAAACUGCUGGCCAACAUGUUAGACGAGACAGUGACAAGUCUCAGGUCGUUGGCUACUACUAAUCUAGAAGACAAGGUCAAGACGUUGGAGCUUGUCGAGGUAGCGGCUGCUAAGGUGCAAUUUGUAAAGGUUUACUUGGAAGACCCGACGAUUGAAGUACCAAAUCUGGAGGGCUUUACCAGCCCACCGCCGGAGGAGGCGAAUACCGAGACCCUGAUGGAAAUAGACGCGAACGACAGUGCUGUGCUAGGGGCGGCGGUUGCUGCAGAGAGUGUGGCAGGCGUCAUUUCGACAUUGUCUCUGGAUGAGCAUGAAAAGACAAAACCCCCGACCUCGAAAACAGCCAUUCCCGACGUCAUGGACAUUACACAAGAGGCACCCGCCGAUAAACCAGCAGAACAUCCGUCAGCUCUGGUUUCAAGCCCAAAAGCUGACGCACCUCGCGUGAAGCCAUUGGAACGACCUCAACCGCCUAUCCCAACACGAUCAACCCUCGCCCAGUCUUCCUUCUCUUGGAUGCUAGAACCAGACCAGUCUGCCCAGUCCGCCUCACCACCCAAGUUGCCCAAGUCGAGCUCAGGAGGCGCACACCGCAAGAAGCCGUCUGGGAAUAUCAGCAGGGAGCGCAACGCCUUUCUGUUCGGUGAGGUCGUCGCUGACUCCGAGGAUCAGACUAUGCCAAUCAAGUCUGACGACAUAUUCGGACUACAGCCCAUGGACAAGCCCAAGUCUCCCUUCCCGUGA
This is a messenger RNA of Colletotrichum paranaense, 2232 nucleotides long. RefSeq names its product WD repeat domain-containing protein. The transcript is spliced from 6 exons. NCBI's taxonomy places the organism in Eukaryota, Fungi, Ascomycota, Sordariomycetes, Glomerellales, Glomerellaceae. Gene Ontology annotation, biological process: activation of GTPase activity. The record is from RefSeq and is a predicted model, not a curated record. Gene Ontology annotation, molecular function: GTPase activator activity. The coding region runs from base 1 to 2232 and encodes 743 amino acids.